Molecule: messenger RNA, 1807 nt
Organism: Electrophorus electricus (electric eel)
Lineage: Eukaryota; Metazoa; Chordata; Actinopteri; Gymnotiformes; Gymnotidae
Gene: txk
Product: TXK tyrosine kinase
Biological process (GO): protein phosphorylation
Molecular function (GO): protein binding; ATP binding; protein tyrosine kinase activity
Source: RefSeq, a predicted model, not a curated record
UUUAAUACAGUUUCUUUGUCUCUCUCACACACAGCUUGGUACUUGGAACGAUUUAGUGAGGUUGUCAGCAUCUCUUGGCCGUGGGAGCAUGAUUGAGUCCAGUCAUUCCAUGUAUUCCAUCUUCUGCUGCUGUUGUGGUUGGGAAUCCUGUACCAGUACACAUGUGGAUCUCAAUUCCCGAAGUGGGCAUUGUAACAGAUCUCCAGGAUAUGCUGGCAGGACAGAGCGAUCGAUGAAGAAGCUCCCUCUUCCUCCUCCCGAGAACAUGGAGGGUGAGCAGCAGAAGCUGGUGGCUCUGUAUGACUUCACGGCCACCGAGCGUUCUGACCUGAGCCUGACACACGGUGAAGAGUACACACUCCUCCACAAGCAGGACAGGCUCUGGUGGAUGGUGCAGGAUAAAGACGGGAAUAAGGGCUUCAUCCCCAGUAACUAUGUCACAGGGAAACACAACAUAGAGGCUAACAAAUGGUACUGCAAGAACAUUAACAGAUCUGAAGCUGAGAAUUUACUAAGACAGGAGGGUAAAGAUGGUGGUUUUAUUGUCAGAGAUUCUAGCCAGCCCAACAGCUACACUGUGUCUGUCUACACUAAAGGACUGAGGCAGAGCACGGGAGAUGUGAGGCACUAUCAUAUAAAGCAGACAGACACAGGGCAGUUUUUCCUGGCCGAGAAUUACAUCUUCAGCUCCAUCCCUAAAGUCAUCGAGUACCACCAGCACAACGCUGCAGGUCUUGUAACAAGACUGCGGUAUCCUGUUGGACCAAUGGGAAAGUGUCUCCCUGCUACUGCAGGAUUUAGCUCAGAUAAGUGGGAGAUUAAGCCAUCUGAGCUGACGUUCAUGGAGGAGCUUGGCAGUGGUCAGUUUGGUGAGGUCUACCUGGGCAAGUGGAGAGCUUUGUGCAGAGUUGCCAUCAAAGUUAUCAAAGAAGGAGCUAUGUGUGAGGAAUUUGAAGAAGACUUCAUAGAGGAGGCCAAGAUCAUGACUAACCCUGCACUGAAGAAGACUCUCCAACAGAAGCUGUGCCACCCAAAGCUGGUGCAGCUGUACGGAGUGUGCACCACCGAGCGGCCGCUGUGCAUCGUGACGGAGGUGAUGGAGAAGGGCAGCCUCCUGCAGUUCCUGCAGCAGAGCGGAGACACAAUGAGCAGAGAGAAACUGCUCUCUGUGUGCCAGGACGUGUGUGAAGGCAUGCAGUACCUGGAGGAGAACAACUUCAUCCACCGUGACCUGGCCGCAAGGAACUGUCUGGUGAAUGAAAAUGAUGUGGUGAAAGUAUGUGACUUUGGCAUGACAAGGUAUGUGCUGGAUAACCAGUACACGAGUUCACUGCGCUCCAAGUUCCCAGUGAAGUGGUCUCCCCCCGAGGUGCUUCACUACAGCAAGUACAGCAGCAAAUCUGACGUCUGGUCAUUUGGUGUGUUGAUGUGGGAGGUGUUUUCUGAUGGACGCACUCCAUUUGGGAAUAAGUCCAAUGCUGAAGUUGUGGAGGAAGUGACACAGGGGAGACGUCUCUACAAACCCCACAAAUGCCCCCCCAACAUCUAUGACAUCAUGUUCCACUGCUGGCACGAGAGGCCUCACGGUCGGCCCUCUUUCUCCAGACUACUCCAGAGUAUCAAAGACACAGUCGAGGAAGACAAUCUAUAGGAAAGACAUAAUCAACACCACCACAAAAUACACGAAACACAGCAGCAUGCUACGUCACAGAAAACACCACUCAGCAGCUUGUCAGUUUGAGAGAUGAUAUAUUGUACAUAUAACAUAUUUAUGAGUAUUUUUGUAAUAAAUCAUUUGUAAAGCUUU